Rubroshorea leprosula is the source of this 3671-nucleotide messenger RNA. The record is from the annotation of a GenBank genome assembly. NCBI's taxonomy places the organism in Eukaryota, Viridiplantae, Streptophyta, Magnoliopsida, Malvales, Dipterocarpaceae.
AGGAUUAUAUUUACCAGUUAGGAUCCUCAAACUUAAUAGUUAAUAGAGUUCUCGGCGCGAGAAUUGCUACGAUUCCAAUCCUAAAUUCUCACGUUAGGGCUUUUUCUCUCCUUCCCUUCACCCUUAAAAUUUUUGCAGUAAUGUCAAAUUUUUUCGAUCAGCUAAAAGAAAUGAAAACCCUAAUAACAUCCAACACCAAACUAAACAAAUCUCUCGGUUACUCUUCUCUCUUAAACUACCAGGAACAGUGCAGUAACAGUCCCCCUUCACUUCAUGCCCUAGCCGAGAGUUCUUGCAGUUUUCUCCAUUUGAUCAUUGCUGAUGUCUCCGAUGAUGAUGAAGAAAUUGCUGCUCAAGCGUUGAAGUGCUUAGGAUUUAUGAUAUAUCAUCCUUCCAUUGUUGCAACUAUUCCUGGGGAAAAUGCUAAGAUGGUUUUAGAGUCACUUGCUAAACACAUUAUUGCCACGAAAAUGAAGUCAAUUUGUAACCUAGGUGUGUGGUGUAUUUCUGUUCAACAAAUUGAGGCUUCAGUUUUAGCUGCCCACUCCAAUUCAUUGUUGCAAGCUGUUGUUCAUGCUCUUGACAACCCCAUUGGUUCAUUAUCAACUACCUUUGAGGCUAUGCAAGCUGUAAUGAAGUUAGUAGCCCAAUUGAGAGGGAAGAUGAGAGAAUUGUCACACAUAUGGGUUCCUCCAAUAUACAGAAGACUUCUUAGUGAUGACAAGAGAGAAAGGGAUAUGUCAGAAAGGUGCCUUUUGAAGAUUAGGUCUACGAUUAUUCCUCCUCCACCAUUUCUCUCCAAGGUAAUUGUUCAAGACUUGAAGAAAAUGUUGCUCAGUAGGAUGAAAGAUCUGCUAAACAAGGGGAUGAAGGUUCAAAGUAUACAAGCAUGGGGCUGGUUUAUCCGCAUAUUAGGAUCUCAUGCUAUGAAGAACAGACAUUUAAUUAAUGAUAUGUUGAAACUUCCUGAGCAAACAUUUUCAGAUCGCAACCCUCAGGUCCAGCUUGCUUCACAGGCUGCUUGGGAAGGUCUUAUUGAUGCUCUUAUUCAUCCUCAAAUAUUGGAUAUCAGGCUAGAAGCAAUCUUGGAGAAUGAUGUUCAACAAUCAAAAACCUCUGCAAAAAAUAUUGGUGAAAUGCAGUCAAAUAGAUUUUUUAAAAGUACAAAGCUGAUAAUGACACCUCUAAAAGGUAUCAUAUCAAGUAAAUGUGACGUAUCUGUUCACUUAACCUGCCUAAAUACAUGGUGUUAUCUGUUACAUAAACUUGAUACCUCUGUCAACUCUCCAUCAGUGAUAGAACUAGUUUUGGAUCCUGUCUUUGAAGCAAUUUUUAGAAGUGGACCUGAUUGUCAGAGUAUCUGGUUAUGGGAUUUCUGCCUGGGUCUGUUAGAUGACUUAAUAUCAUUGAAGUUUGGGGACAUGAGUUUUGACUUGAAUGGUCAGGUGAGCCCAUAUCUAUCAGAUAGGCUCUCUGUGUCUGGAGCUUCUAUAUCUAGUAAAUCCUCUUGGAAGUGUUAUCCAAUUAAAUGGUUGUCCCAGGAUCUUGGUCACUUGGGUUUUUAUCUAAAGAUGAUUAGCAUCAUCAUCAGUCAUGCAUCAAAACAGACAGCUAUGCUGCAAACCAAAAGUUUAGCAUGCAAUGCUGCAUUAAGGAUUUUUGGAUCAGUUUUGAAGGCAGCUCAAACAGAGCUGAAAAAUGAGUCAUUAAGUUAUGAGACCAUAAUGUUGUGUUUGAAGACUAUACUCGGGUUUAUAAAGAUGACAUGUGAAGGUGCUUGUACAGAAGGGGGUGCUGGUAAUGACUUGAUUCUUACAUCCCUUAAAUUGAUUGAGGUUGUUACCAAGGAAUCAAGCCCUUCUAUUUUGGGAUCCCCUCUUUACAAGGUGGCUUUAGAUCUCAAGUAUGUUGGUAACAUGCAAAUAGUUGAUCUUAGAAAUGAAAAUUUUUUGCAUCAAAGCUCCAUUGCUUAUAUGGAUAUGGUUUCACCUAUGGUUUAUCUAAUUGUCCUCUAUAUUUCUGUGGUGGUUCAAUUGACUUUGAUUUCACAUGAGUUGGAUCAUGUUCUGCAGGGUUUACAAAAACUUUUUAAGUUUGUACUGUCUCACUAUGAUCCUUUAGAAUAUCUUCUUGUCUCUAUUGAUUUGUUGUACAAACACAAGGGCCGGAAUUGUAUGCAAAUAUGGAUGGCAAUGGCAAAGGGUCUGACUGACUAUAUUGAUGGUGCAAAGUAUUUAUAUCAAUUAAAAACAGAGUUCAACAGCAGCAGUUAUACAGCAGUAUGUUAUCUCUUAUCAUACCCAUUCUUGGUGUGGUCAUCUUCUCUUGAAAUAUUGAUCCCAUUGGAAGUAGGUGGCUCCUUGAAUGAUUCUGUUUCUUUAUCAGGGAAAAAGCUUCAACAUACUGUUGAAGUUUGGAAGUCUUUGUAUGGUUCCAUUUGUACUACAAACUCUAUUUCAUCUGAAAUUAACAAUUUCACUGCAGAUCUGUGCUCCAUGUUAAGUCAGUGUCUUGAUGAAAAGGCUAACUUAUUUGAGUGUGGAAGUGAGCUUGAUGUUAGCUCCAUGGAUCUGACACUUAAUUUCCUUUUUCUAUCUGGUGAGGGCAUUGUUUGUGUUCUGGAACAGAUCUUAAGUUCAGAUAUGAACUCAGAUGGAAUCAUUUCAGGGCAUGAAUGUAACUGUAGAACAUUCAGUGGCAUUAACAGUGUCUUGGAAUUUGCUGCCAGGUACUUGAAAAUGUCCUGCAUAAAAAUAGCAGCAGAAUCUGCAACUUGUCUUGUGAUUUCAAGCAGGGUAUUCUCUGCACUAGCGGGCUUGCUUGGUUGCAUUCACUUGAAGCAAGAUAUAGUUUCAUUCUUUGAGAUAAUUUCUUCUCCAGCGCUUCAAUGGCUGUCACAUGUAGAGAUACCUGAUCAGAGGGUCAAGCAUCAACUAGGAAUUUUGUGGUCCGAAAUCCUUAAUUGUUUACAGAGGAGUCAGCCACCAAUCAUGUUCGAUACUUCCUUCUUGAAGCUUCAAGCAAACCUCCUCGAAAAAGCCCUUUGUCAUCCAAAUUCCUCCAUUUCAGAUCCUACCAUUGCCUUUUGGAACACCACCUAUGGUAUGCAUACCAAGCUAGAUUACCCCUCGAACCUGCUUCAUGUGUUGGACAAACUAUCAAGAAAUGGAAGGAUAAACCUGCAAAAGAGAAGUGUACCUUUUUUGAAGAGAUGUUAUUCUACACUGGCAGAUGAAACAGUUCCACAGAGAUACAGAGUCACUGCAACACAUAAUAGGAGUUCUAAAAGGGUGGAGCUAAUGGGGACUAUAGUUAAUCAAUUUGAGAAGGGUGAUAAGUUGCCUUCCUCUUCAAAACCGAAGAAGAGAGAACUUACUGAGCAUCAGAAAGAAGUGAGACGAGCACAGCAAGGAAGGGAUAGGGAUUGUGCUCGACACGGUCCUGGGAUCUGGACCUAUACUAGCGUUGAUUUUUCACAAGGAAAUGAAGAUUCACCAGAGAGUCAGGACAUUCGCAAUCCAGAAGCCAUCUUGGAGAUGUUUAGGAAAGCUGCAUGACUGUUUUCUUCUUAUAGAGCCUUGUUUGGGGAAGCACAGAUGUAAUUAAAUUUUUUUUAAAUCUUUUAUGUGUAUUAUGUUUGGGAUCUCGGAAAAUAAAGAUAUUUUAGUAAU